CACUACACUAUAUGGUUAAAUUAAAAUAUUAUCACUUACUGGCUCGUAUUACCAAACGUUCCACUUUAUUCUCCACUGUCAAAGUCUUGUGCACAUUUAUUUUCAUUCCCUUGGUUAAUCACUGCCAGUAUCUGGAAUUCCAAUUGGCUACCACUGACUGAAUCCAACCAAUAACAAAACGUUUUAUUCUGACGUCGGUGUCUUCGUGUGCGCUCUAUCUUCCUGUGGGCACUGUUCAAGGUUUGUCCUCCAGCUCGAGACCAAAACUCUUCGAUGCGAUGGGUGUAUUGAAUGCUCUUCGAAGGGGCCUUGUGAGAGGAGCAGAUCGUAUGGCUGAAUUCACCAGCAAGCGUGGCUCAAGGACUCACUACAAAGGCAGAGGGGCACAGCCAACGGGAGUACUGACCUCCAGCAGAAAAUUUGUUCCAGUACAGGCAAUGAUCCCUCAGUUUGUGGUGCCAAACUUGGAGGGAUUCAAACUCAAGCCCUACGUGUCGUACCGCACCCCGGCUGGAACGGAGCCCGCUGUCACCCCUGAGGGUCUGUUCUCUGAGACUGUGGCCCCACAGAUCCAGAAAGACUUUGAGGAAGGCUCCUUUGAUAAGGAACAGCUGGAGAAAUACGGGUUUGAACCUACACAGGAAGGAAAGUUAUUCAAACUCUACCCCAAGAACUUUAUACGCUAAGUAGUCCACCAAAUCUGAUCCAUCUGGAACUCUGAGCGUUAAGGAUCAUUGACUUAUUUUGUUUGUGUUGGGAGGUCAAGAUGUUGUUUUACUGGACCCUGGUGUAUUGUGAAUGUGCUGGCUGAAAGUACUAGUAUGUGCACUUCUUAUUAAAACAUGUAUAUUAUG
Messenger RNA from Salmo salar (Atlantic salmon), 854 nucleotides. Its product is annotated as large ribosomal subunit protein mL41. Gene Ontology annotation, molecular function: structural constituent of ribosome. Lineage: Eukaryota; Metazoa; Chordata; Actinopteri; Salmoniformes; Salmonidae. The record is from RefSeq and is a predicted model, not a curated record. Gene Ontology annotation, cellular component: mitochondrial large ribosomal subunit. Gene Ontology annotation, biological process: translation.